AUGAUUGCUGCCAAUUUCUCUGAUAUAAAGUCCAUCUUCGUUACAAAUAAUGGUGAUAUUUAUUAUGAUAAUGUUGAUAUGUAUCAUGAUAAAGGUAUCAUUUUUACUGCAAUUCGUUUCGAAAAUGGUCGAGUUGAUAAAUGGAUAUCAAAUACAAAUACUUCUGUUAAUGUCAUGAAUGUUGAUUCGCCAUGCUACGGUCUCUUUAUCGACAUUAAUGAUACUUUAUAUUGUUCAAUGUUUGAUCGUCAUAAAAUUGCGAAAAUAUGGUUAAAUGAUAGUAAAAUGAUAUCAACAAUUGUAGCGGGAAUAGGUUUUCGUGGUUCUGCUUCAAAUGAACUUUAUGGUCCUAUAGGAAUCUUUGUUGAUUUAAACUUUGAUUUAUAUGUGGCAGAUUCUUACAAUAAUCGGAUUCAACUAUUUAAGCAUGGAGAAUCAAAUGGAAUAACAAUAAUUGGAGAAGGAUCAUCGAAUAACAUUAUUUCACUCAGUCGUCCAUCUGGAAUUGUAUUAGAUGCUGAUAAAUAUCUUUUUAUUGUCGAUCGAGGAAAUCAUCGUAUAAUUAGGGCAGGAUCAAAUGAUAUUCGAUGUAUAAUUGGAUGCAAUGGAGAAGGAUCACAAUCCCAUCAAUUAUCAAAUCCAACAAGUCUUAGUUUCGAUAGUUAUGGAAACAUAUUUAUUCUUGAUAGCAACAAUCAUCGCAUUCAAAAAUUUGAUUACUUAUCGAAUUCCUGUGGUAAGUUCAAAAUAAUUGAAUAA
Messenger RNA from Adineta steineri, 759 nucleotides. The record is from the annotation of a GenBank genome assembly. NCBI's taxonomy places the organism in Eukaryota, Metazoa, Rotifera, Eurotatoria, Adinetida, Adinetidae.